AUGGCCUAUAGAGGAGGUGGGCAUGGCCAGCCUCCCUCACUGAUGCCUUCCCAGCUUAUCCCUCCACGUCUUUCCGCCAACAGGAGCCCCACACAUAAUAUAUGCACGGUGUCGGACUUCUUCUACCCAAACGUGGGAGGUGUGGAAAGCCACAUUUACCAGCUCUCUCAGUGCCUCAUUGAGAGGGGGCACAAGGUCAUAAUUGUCACCCAUGCUUAUGGAAAUCGAAAGGGCAUCCGUUACCUCACCAAUGGCCUCAAAGUUUAUUACUUGCCUCUCAGAGUCAUGUACAACCAAUCUACAGCCACGACUCUCUUUCACAGUCUGCCAUUGCUCAGGUACAUAUUUGUUCGGGAGAGAGUUACAAUCGUCCAUUCUCACAGUUCUUUUUCUGUCAUGGCCCAUGAUGCUCUCUUCCAUGCUAAGACAAUGGGGCUUCAGACAGUCUUCACAGACCAUUCCCUUUUUGGAUUUGCUGAUGUCAGCUCGGUGCUUACAAACAAGCUUCUAACUGUGUCUCUUUGUGACACAAACCACAUCAUUUGUGUCUCCUACACAAGUAAGGAAAACACUGUACUAAGAGCAGCACUGAAUCCUGAAAGAGUGUCCGUCAUUCCUAAUGCUGUAGAUCCUACCGACUUUACCCCAGGACCACUUAAGAGAGAUGGCAGCGUAAUAACUAUUGCUGUCAUCAGCAGACUCAUUUACAGAAAAGGGAUCGAUCUGCUCAGUGGUAUAAUCCCUGAACUCUGUCAGAAAUAUCCUGAGCUAACUUUCUUAAUUGGAGGAGCGGGACCAAAGAGUAUCAUUUUGGAAGAAGUACGGGAAAGAUACCAACUACAUAACAGGGUGCAUCUUCUGGGAGCUUUAGAACACAAGGAUGUCAGAAAUGUCUUAAUUCAAGGACAUAUUUUUCUUAACACCUCCCUGACUGAAGCCUUCUGCAUGGCGAUACUAGAAGCCGCCAGCUGUGGUCUACAGGUCGUCAGCACGAAGGUUGGCGGGAUUCCUGAAGUCCUCCCAGAGAACCUUAUUAUUUUAUGUGAGCCUUCGAUCAAAUCUUUGUGUGAAGGGCUGGAAAAAGCUAUUUUCCAAGUGAAGUCGGGGACACUGCCAGCUCCAGAAAACAUCCACAAUGUAGUGAAGGCUUUCUACACCUGGCGGAACGUUGCAGAGAGAACCGAGAAGGUGUAUGAGAGGGUGGCGAAUGAAACUGCGCCGCCGAUGCACAAGAGGCUGAAAAGGCUCACCGCUCACUGUGGCCCGGUGACAGGCCACAUUUUUGCUUUGCUGGCUGUGUUCAGCUAUCUCUUCCUCAUGUUCCUGAGAUGGGUAACUCCUGAUUCUGUCAUUGAUGAGGCAAUAGAUGCCACUGGGCCAAAGGGAGCCUGGAUCCAUGACUAUCCUCAUCAUACAAAAGAUGACAUUGAUGAGGUAUCCGAUAGCAGGUAG
Psammomys obesus (fat sand rat) is the source of this 1452-nucleotide messenger RNA. Its product is annotated as phosphatidylinositol N-acetylglucosaminyltransferase subunit A-like. Gene Ontology annotation, molecular function: phosphatidylinositol N-acetylglucosaminyltransferase activity. The coding region runs from base 1 to 1452 and encodes 483 amino acids. The transcript has a single exon. The record is from RefSeq and is a predicted model, not a curated record. Gene Ontology annotation, biological process: GPI anchor biosynthetic process. NCBI's taxonomy places the organism in Eukaryota, Metazoa, Chordata, Mammalia, Rodentia, Muridae. Gene Ontology annotation, cellular component: glycosylphosphatidylinositol-N-acetylglucosaminyltransferase (GPI-GnT) complex.